Molecule: messenger RNA, 4086 nt
Organism: Linum trigynum
Lineage: Eukaryota; Viridiplantae; Streptophyta; Magnoliopsida; Malpighiales; Linaceae
Source: the annotation of a GenBank genome assembly
CCCAAAAAGUCGAGCUGCUUCAGCUCUCUCCCUGGGUUUAUAUCACUAAACUGUUUCUCAGCUCUAAUUUCCUUUCAUCUCUAAUUACAGACAGAUUUCUUAUUUAAUAUAAUUCCCCAUUCUCAUCUCUCUCUCACUUCGUUUCAUAUCCCAAACAGCAGCAUCAGAGUAAAAGAGGGAGAUAUAGAGCGCUAGAGAGAGAAGGAAGGAAGGAAGGACGCAGAAGGCGAAGAAAGGAAGAAGAAGACGACAAGCACCACUUCACAGAAACCAACAGGAAGGCAGCUCUUCCUUCUUCCAUUCUCAAACUGCGUUGGCAAUUUUUUUUUUUUUUUUUUUUUUUUUGUGUGGAUCUACUGCCGCAUUUGGAUGUGAGGGCGAUAAAAAAGGCGCGGGAGGAGGAGGAGGAGAAGCAGCUAGAAAACUAAACUUCGAUCAGAUCGGUAGAUGGCGGACGCUUCCGGCGAAGGCGCGGACCUUAACGGCGGUACUCCUACUCCUGCUGCUUCUGUCUUUACUGCCGCGAAUGCUGGUGGAACGCCGACCUCGACGGCACCGCCACUGGCGCCGCCGCUAACGGUGUCAGGAUCCUUCAAGGAAGGGCCGAGGAGCUCGUCGAGGAGGAGGACGGCCGCCGUCAGGAAGAGCUUCGACGCCGAUAACGAGUUCAUGACCUUGCUUCACGGCUCGGAUCCGGUCAAGGUCGAGCUCAAUCGGCUCGAGAACGAAGUUAGAGAUAAGGACAGAGAGCUGAGCGAAGCUCAAGCGGAGAUCAAGGCCUUGAGGCUAUCGGAGCGACUUCGAGAAAAGGCCGUUGAAGAGCUCACUGAUGAACUCUCAAAGGUGGAUGGAAAGCUGAAAUUGACCGAAUCUCUUCUAGAAAGCAAGAAUCUGGAAAUUAAGAAGAUCAAUGACGAGAAGAAAGCUUCCAUGGCUGCUCAGUUUGCAGCUGAAGCUACUCUUAGAAGAGUUCAUGCUGCUCAAAAGGAUGAUGAUAUGCCUCCAAUCGAGGCUAUUCUUGCUCCUCUGGAGGCUGAGCUUAAGCUUGCUCGCCAAGAGAUUGCUAAACUUCAAGAUGAUAACAAAGCAUUGGAUCGUCUAACCAAAUCUAAAGAAGCUGCAUUGCUUGAAGCUGAGAGGACUGUUCAGGUUGCCAUGGCUAAGGCCUCCAUGGUGGAUGAUCUCCAGAAUAAGAAUCAGGAAUUGAUGAAGCAGAUAGAAAUUUGUCAGGAAGAGAAUAAGAUUCUUGACAAAAUGCAUAGGCAAAAGGUUGCUGAGGUCGAAAAACUCACACAAACUGUAAGGGAACUGGAAGAGGCAGUGCUUGCUGGUGGUGCUGCAGCCAAUGCUGUGAGGGAUUAUCAGCGGAAAGUUCAAGAGAUGAAUGAGGAAAGGAAAACCUUAGAUCGGGAACUGGCUCGAGCAAAGGUAACUGCAAACAGAGUGGCAACAGUAGUAGCAAAUGAAUGGAAAGAUGCUAACGACAAAGUGAUGCCUGUAAAACAAUGGCUUGAAGAGCGGAGAUUUUUGCAGGGGGAGAUGCAGCAACUCCGCGACAAACUCAACAUAGCUGAACGAACUGCAAAAUCUGAAGCACAGUUGAAAGAGAAAUAUCAGUUGCGGCUCAAAGUUCUGGAAGAAACCUUGAGAGGAUCUUCAAGUAGUAGUAGUAGUAGUCGCAGUGCAUCAGAUGGAAGGAGUACAAGUAAUGGGCCAUCUCGGCGCCAAUCCUUGGGCGGAGCUGAUAACCUCUCGAAAUAUGGAUCCAAUGGCUUUCUCCCGAAGAGAUCGCCAUCAUCCCAGAGAGCUUUGUCUUCUAGUACCAGCGCUGUGCUGAAGCAUGCUAAAGGAACAUCCAAAUCAUUUGACGGCGGCACGAGGUCACUGGACAGGGGUAGCAAAGCUCUCCUCAAUGGAGGUAGUCCUAAUUGUUCAUUCAACCAGCCCACAGAUGUUCCCAAGGUUACAGAAUCUUCAGAUACUUGGAAAGGAAACCCAGAUGAGAAGCCUACCGACUUCCCUCCAGCAGACACAGAAGAUAAAGUUCCCGGGAUGUUGUAUGAUUUGCUGCAGAAAGAAGUUGUUGCUUUAAGGAAAGCGGGUCAUGAGAAAGAUCAAAGCCUCAAAGAUAAAGAUGAUGCUAUUGAGAUGCUAGCAAAGAAGGUAGAAACAUUAACCAAAGCUAUGGAGGUUGAGGCAAAGAAGAUGAGAAGAGAAGUAGCUGCAAUGGAGAAGGAGGUUGCUGCUAUGCGAGUAGACAAAGAACACGAAAAUAGAGCAAAGCGGUUCAGUCACUCGAAAAGCACCGUCUCUGCAGCUCAGGUGCUUCCUGUAAGAAGCAUGGGAAGCAUGGGGCGUGGCGGGUUAACACGCAGCACUCAGUGACCUACAGAAGUUAAGUCUCAGCUUUGCCAAAUCAGCAAAGAAGUGGGAAGAAAACGUCUUCAUAGGUUCCGUGUUCUUCCCCUCCUCGGUUCUUUACAUACAUUGUUCGCUCUUCUCUUGGUACUGCAACUGUGAUUGAGAUGGUAACUCAUAUGGUUGCAACCCGAUAUCCUCACUGCCUAGGGAGGAUGAUGACAUCGUUUCGAAAGUAUCGGUUUGCUGCUUCUGACAUAGAAACUACUUGUAUUUCCCUCCUCAUGCGUUAGAUUAUAAGAUAUAUCAUCUGAGCACAAAAGCAAGGUAGCAAGAAAAAAAAAAAGGAGGUCUGUUGGUUCAAAAAAGACAGACGUUAGACUUUUGGGGUAAAGGCUAACCAACCUCUUUUCGUGGUCAGUUUGUGUUGUGUGGUUUGGUUGUAUAGGUGUAGCGAGAGCGCCAUUGCCUUUCAAUUUUUCUCCCUCCCCCCUUGCCUAAAUCACCCGCCUACCAUUUUGCAGUGUUCGUUCCUUUCCCUCUCAGUGUUUACUUACUACUUGGCAGUAGUGUGGUUGUCUUUAUUUCAUCAGGGUUUGUUAAUAUUUUUGUAAUUCAAUAUUAUUAUUAUUACUAUUAGUAUUAUGAUCAUGAUCCAAAGGUACAUCUCCUUUGUGCUUUGUGUUUUACCAUCGUUGCCUUUCUCUUUACUUCUCUGCUGAGUUUUGUGGAAGAAUCGAUGCCCAUGUGCAUGUGCCUGAAAUUUUACGGUAUAUGAUGCUUACAUUACCACACCAAUCCCACUCCACUUGCGUGCUGUGUUGGGUGGGUGGGAUUUUGCUUUGGGAACCAGAUUUCAAUCUCGCCUUUUUUUUUUCUUCUUCUUUCUUUUCCCCUGAUGCACUCUCCUUUAUCUUGGUCUUUCAUCACAUGCAUGAUAGGAAGUGACAGUGAUUCGUGUUCUGACAGAGUAACGGGGAAGUAGUAGAAGGAAGAUGGGUCAUUUUCAUCGGGUGGUAGUAUAGUGAUGAGAAAGAGAAGCAUCUUCCUGAGAAUUGAAUUAGGGAAAAGCAAGAGAUGUUUAUUGAGAUUUUUAGGUGCCCGACCAAGGAAGCAAAUAAAAAAGGAUUGGAAAGCUGAUCACGAUUUUGCCUGAAAUGGAAUAGUGGAGUUAGAUGUUCGGGAGCAAUGCUUAUAAAACUCGAAAGCGUGAUUCUAUCUAUCCAGAAGUGUUUUUGAUGAUUUAGCAAUGUGUAAAAGCAGAAAUUGUCAAAUUUCAAACCGUAAUUUUGACUAUAGUAGUUAGGAAAAAUUGCAAUUCUAGAUAGAAGUAUUGUUGACCUAAAAACAUAAAAGACGGAAGUUUUAAAAACUUAAAAUCGCGAUUUUGACGGUAUUGUUUAGAAGGGUAUAAUAUAAGCAUAAAAAAACUUUCGUUCUGAUUGCACCCACCCACACUCAAUGAGUGUUGUUUGGAAAGAGGUGCUUUCAUGGGACAUGUCGUCUGCAGCUGCCCUGCCCUGCCGCCACGACAUAUUUUUGGAACUCUUUAACUGAGACGAGGGGGCCAAGCAAAGCAAAGCAAAGCAAAGCAAGGCGGCAGGGGAGAAAGUGUCUAUAUCAUUGUGAUUUGUUUGUUUAACCCGGUUGGUUAGGUUAAGUGGGGGCUUGUGUUGUUGAGUAAAGGUCGGUUCUUUGGAGGUAGCUUUAUAAAAAAACAUGGCGAUG